UUGUCAUCUCCCGCCUCAUCACCCCGAGCUACAGGAGAAAGAGAAAGUAGCGCUUUACAAUGACAACCAUGACAGGAAGAGAUGAUGGCUCGGAUGAAAAGCCCAAAGUCAAAAUGCUGGCUCCAUCAUUUGGGAUCGAUAAGUCACGACUUCAUGGAUCUGGGUUUAGGUCUAAAGGCUUUGCCAUCACGGACCUACUGGGUCUUGAAACGGAUCUCCAGCCUCGCCAAUCCGGACCUCAUGGAGUAGGAGGAAACGGGGAUAUUCAGAGCAAUGGGAUGGGAUUCCCUUUCGCUGGAGGAUCCUUGCCUCUUGGUCUAGGAUUUCUGUGCAGUUUAGCAGCUCAGCAACCUGCGGGAGCCCCCUGCUUCCUACCGAGUCACAUACCCCUCCUUCAGUCCAGGACCGAGAGUCAUUUCAUGCAGAACUUGGAGCAACAAAGAGACCCCUACUCUGAUGAUGAAUGUCUCUCUGGUGAUCGAAACGAUUCGAAAAACUCAGUGAACUCACAGAAGAGAAAGAAAAGGAGGCACAGAACCGUGUUCACAUCGCAUCAACUGGAGGAGCUCGAAAAGGCAUUCCAUGAAGCACAUUACCCAGACGUAUAUGCCAGGGAAAUGUUAGCAAUGAAGACAGAAUUGCCUGAGGACAGAAUACAGGUAUGGUUCCAGAAUCGUCGGGCCAAGUGGAGGAAACGUGAGAAGUGCUGGGGACGCAGCAGUGUGAUGGCAGAGUAUGGGCUCUACGGUGCCAUGGUCCGCCACUCCAUCCCUCUGCCAGAAUCAAUCAUCAACUCCGCCAAGAGCGGGAUGAUGGGCUCCUGUGCUCCCUGGCUUCUAGGUGAGCCAGCAGGAAUGCACAAGAAGUCCAUGGAGAUAGUAAAGAAAUCGCCAGGUACGCCAGAGUCUACCCACUCGGAGGAAACUAAAGGGAAAGACAGCGACAUGUCCUGGCCCAACCGCGCUAGUGCUGUAGACGACAGUGAGGACAUGGCAAUAGACCUAUCCAGCACUUCCAAGCAGGACAGCAACAACAAGAGCACUUUGAAAUCAUUGUCGCCGCAAAGGGAUCUCAUUCCCAACAGUGAUUCAGACGAUGAGAGCUAAAUAGACGUCAAUCCCCGUUGCAGACAGUGAGCUCGGACAUUUGCGUGGAAAUGAUGCUCACCUCGAAGACAAUUCCCACUGGGCACAGACGUCAAGGCAACGUCUAUUCCACCUUGGUUCAACGUAAUUUCACUGAAAGACGUGGAAACAACGUUGAUUCAACCAGUGUGUGCCUAGUGGGUUAUUUUCCAAAGAUGUGCAACGGUCCCAUCAAUUUAGGAGUGUACAGUGUACUUGUCUUAUUUCUUAAUACUUGUAUUUGAACAUAUGUUUUAUAACCUUGUCUGGUUUUAAAUAAGAUACUAUUUAAUGUUUUAUUCCUUUCUAUACUUUUGUUAAAAUGUUUGUGGUAUUGAAAUAAUAUUUCAAGAAAGAAGAGAGAGGACCACCAGAAAUACACAUACUCUCUUCUCCUGCAGGAACAUGUUAGACGAAAAAGCAAAAUGUAAAUUUCUCUGAAAACAAUUACUGAAAAUCACAAACCUUCCAUCUUAUUUCAUAUUUUUGAAUGUUGAUGGUUAGGGUGUAAGUCCCACCGCCUGCAUUUUGUAUAAAACAUCAACUAAAAUUCACAGAUCAUCGUUAUCAAUGGGCGAAAUUAAGCACUUUAGUUGUGUUGAUACUGAAUGUCAUUCAGAGGUCAAUUUCACUGUAAUGACAGCGAUAAUAAGAACACUGUAAUAACAGCAAUAUCAUGAAAACAGUCAAAUAAAUCAAAUAUUUUUUUGAAA
Molecule: messenger RNA, 1837 nt
Organism: Salmo salar (Atlantic salmon)
Lineage: Eukaryota; Metazoa; Chordata; Actinopteri; Salmoniformes; Salmonidae
Product: visual system homeobox 1
Biological process (GO): regulation of transcription by RNA polymerase II
Cellular component (GO): nucleus
Molecular function (GO): transcription cis-regulatory region binding; DNA-binding transcription factor activity, RNA polymerase II-specific
Source: RefSeq, a predicted model, not a curated record